Messenger RNA from Durotheca rogersii, 468 nucleotides. RefSeq lists its product as uncharacterized. The record is from RefSeq and is a predicted model, not a curated record. NCBI's taxonomy places the organism in Eukaryota, Fungi, Ascomycota, Sordariomycetes, Xylariales, Xylariaceae. The transcript has a single exon. The coding region runs from base 1 to 468 and encodes 155 amino acids.
AUGUAUAGCCCAUACGGCUCCUACAGCUCGCUCAACUCCGUCGCACAGCCGAUGGAUAUCGCGGCGAGCAGCUACCACACCUACAACUCGUCCUACCACGAACGCUGCGCAUUCCCCUCGUGGCCGCAGCGGUCGUCGCUGACCGGCUCCUCGGACGAGGAGCGCGCCACCUCGUACUUAUCCGACGACGACCUGUUCCCCUGCGACGGCCUCGAGGACGAUGUGCACAGCAUCUCGAGCGCCGGCAGCACGACGCCGACCUCGCCGGCCGCCACCGAGGUUGACCUGCUACAGCUCCAGCGCGAGCAGGCUGCCAUCCAGCGCGAGGCCAUCCGGCUCAUCCUCAACGAGAAAGAGCGCCGCCGCGCCCUGUUCAAGAAGCAGCAACGCCGCAGCAGCGCCGGCUCCAAGAAGAGCCCCAAGUCCAAGCCCACCCAGCUCGAUGCCAUCGCCGAGACCGGCGAAUGA